AUAUUGACAGAAACGUCCCGGCUGUUUCCGGAUUCCGCAGCAGGUUUCUCUUCCCAUUGGUCCAGCGUGUCCGAGUGCAGAGAACAACAAACAAGAUCGGGUGAAGACCGUCGGGAUGGAUGCAGCUACCUUGACAUACGACACACUUCGAUUUGUUGAGUUUGAAGAUUUUCCCGAGACCUCGGAGCCUGUGUGGAUCUUGGGCAAAGAAUACAAUGCACUCACAGAGAAAGAUGAGAUUUUAUCAGAUGUCACUUCACGGCUGUGGUUCACAUACAGAAAAAACUUCCCACCGAUUGGGGGGACCGGACCAACAUCAGACACGGGGUGGGGAUGUAUGUUACGGUGUGGCCAGAUGAUUCUGGGCGAGGCCUUGGUGUGCAGACAUUUAGGAAGAGAUUGGAGAUGGGCCAAAGGCCAGAAACAAAGAGAGGAGUACAUCAGUCUUCUCAACGCCUUCAUCGACAAAAAAGACAGCUAUUAUUCCAUCCAUCAAAUUGCUCAAAUGGGAGUUGGAGAGGGAAAGCCUAUUGGCCAGUGGUAUGGACCAAACACAGUUGCCCAGGUUCUAAAGAAGCUGGCGGUGUUUGAUACGUGGAGCAAAGUAGUUGUACACGUGGCGAUGGACAACACUGUAGUCAUCGAGGAGAUCAAGCGCCUUUGCAUGCCCUGGCUGGAUGCUGCAGGAGCCUAUGGAGAAUCGGAGGGAGUUGGGGAGCUUAAUGGAUGCCUGGAGGGAGCGUGUGCCAUGGCUGAGGAGGAGACAGCGCUCUGGAGACCUCUGGUACUGCUCAUCCCCCUCAGGCUGGGCCUGAGCGAUAUAAAUGAUGCCUACAUUGAUACCCUCAAGCAAUGCUUCAUGCUGCCUCAGUCCCUUGGUGUUAUUGGGGGAAAACCCAACAGUGCCCAUUACUUCAUUGGUUAUGUCGGAGAAGAACUCAUCUAUUUAGACCCACACACCACACAGCCUGCAGUGGAGCCGUCUGAAGACAGUCAGGUCCCCGAUGAGACGUACCACUGCCAGCACCCACCCUGUCGCAUGCACAUCUGUGAACUGGACCCAUCCAUCGCAGCGGGUUUCUUCUGCAGAACAGAGGAUGAGUUUGAUGACUGGUGUAUGCGCAUAAGAAGGCUGUCCUGCAACAGAGGGACCCUGCCUAUGUUCGAACUCGUAGACAGCCAGCCCUCUCAUAUGGUCAGCGUGGACACCCUUAACCUUACUCCUGAUUUCUCAGACUCAGACAGGUUGGAGCGAUUCUUCGAUUCAGAGGACGAGGAAUUUGAAAUCCUUUCCCUGUGACGAAAAUAACGAACAAUGAUUUGCUGUUCUCGAUGGCGGACGGAAGAUUCACCGUGUCUUCUCUGAAUCAGAAGGGAAGCCUGAGUGAAGGAACGUGAACUGGAAAACUCUUGAGCCAGUCCAGCUCCAGUGGUGUAGUCAGUGUGUGGCACACAGCCUCCGAAUGCUCCAUCAUUGAGACUGCCUGAGGGAGGGGAGGGAAGGGGUGUGGAGGGGAGCUGUAGCAGGAGCUCAGGAUAAAUUCUGUAUGCACAUCUUCACAUACACGUGUUUCCAUUUAAGUCUUAACACUUUUAAAUGUUUCUUCUGAAGUGAUAUGGUGCCUUUCCCUGACUCCAUUAGUAAAAUUGCCAUAACAGUUUUAUGUUGUGUAGAAACACGGUGCGGUCAUGAUGCCCACGGCUUACGCGGUUUGUCACUAAUAACUGACGUCUGUAACAGCCUGUAACGAAACCAAAUUUAGUCAAAUCUGAAGACAAGUUGUCUUAGUUGUAUCCUCGCCAAGUCUGAUACAUAUACACUCAUCCAUUGGAAGAUUAUUUAUUUAAUCAAAGCAGUAUAUAGGCAGGUGACAGAACAAUAGUUAUGUAAAAGAAUGAAAAAAGCAAAAAUAAAAAGAGCUGAAUUUCAAUUUGUAUAGCUCUCUUGACUUGUACAAGUGUGGGACGUAAUAUUUUACUCAAGUAAACGUGUGGGAUGAAGUUUGUGGGGUGCAGGAGAGGACUUCAGUUUUUAAGAGUUUCACUCCAGAGCUCUCCGAGCGGCAGGUUCUGUGCUUUGUUGAUGGCAUUGAGGCUGUGGGCUGUGAUGUCUUUGUGAACAUUUUCAAUAUUCUGUGCUGCAUCGAUCACCUGAGGAAGAAAAUUUCGAUAAUUAGAACAAAUCGGCGACUUUAGUCUUUUUCCAGAUAGUUUAACGUUAAUAAGAUGCAACGAAGAGACUGUGGAGGUGCUUUCACACAGGAGGCAGCAUUGGAGUGCUUGCAGACACCGCUGCCACAGUUCAGCAAAUAUAAACUUGGACUGCCCUAAAGUAGAAGGAAGACAUCCAGCAGACAGAGUGGAAAAGUUCAUAUCAGAACCACAGGAGGAAAAGACUUCCUUGGAAACGGGUUUCUAUCCAAAUAGAUGCAGCUGUGGAGUUUAACAGUGGUGAAGCUUUGCCUGUUUAGCUCUUUGCUCUGCAGCUCGCUGAUUCUAGUAGUGAGCACAGCUCGGUGCAUGAUACAUCCUGUGUGAAAGCCCCAUAAGAGAACCUCGGACUGCUUUCAUAACUUUGUAAAAAUGAAAACUAUCCAAGAAUUCACAUUCUGAAUUCUUAUUUCUAGAACAAUAAAUAACACUAGGCCCAAGAUAAAGUAAGAUAAAGCAUACUCUCAUUGUUCACAGUAUUUAUUCACUUCAGUCAUUGCAGUGCAAGUCAAGCUUUAUACUGCUCUCACCAACACCUGUCAGUGUGGAGUGGACCUGAUGAAGACAGGUGGAGUAAAAUAACCCUGGAGGUGGUAACAUGAUACAUUACUGUAUGUGAUGGCACAGACUGAUCAGGAAAAAGAAGCCAGUGCAACUAUAAAGACAUGAAGAAAAGCUGUUGGUGUCGCAGGCACGAAAUAGAGUUUAGGCGGUGCUUUGCAGCUGACAGGUGGCACCUGAUCACACAGAUAUCGGCCCGAUGCAUCCCCAUUUUAAACAUCCUGUCGGAAUAAAUCUUCCAUUCAGGCUUCCUUCAUACCUGCCAGUUUACUGUCUGAUCCUUCAUCAGCUGUUCAAACCGCUGUUGCACUGUUCUUUGGAAGACGCUCGUCUCGUAUCUCUCUUGCCCAAACUGUCCUCUGAGAGCAGCCUCGGCCGGGUUCAGCUGCAGAAACAUUACGAGGUCUGGCUUUGGCAGUCCCACAUCAGGCUGCAUGCACCAGUCCAGGCGGAAGCCCUGAAGAAGACAAAAAACCUCCAUCUGUCACGCUCAACUGCAUGUUGCAAUACCGAACUGAUGGAUGGAGUUUGAAAAGCAGAAUAAAUGCACUUACCGGCUUAGCGCUGGUGAAAGCAACUCCAGAGAAAGCAUACCUGUCUACAACCAGAGUGAUGCCUUGCUCCAGCUUCUUCUUCAUUAAAGGCCUGUGGAUUAGAAUCUGUUAGGCUGUGUAAAGACUUAAAGGAAAUGAAACAAAAAUGUCAGCACAUUUGAUACAACCAGCAGUGUUUGCUGUCGUGUUUGCCAAUCAGUCCAUUUGCACUUAAAAAACUGGAGAAGGAACCAAUGCAAAUAAAAAUUUUAAAAAAAGCGUGAAACUGAACUCACCACUAUGCACUUUUAAGGACCUGUGAUUUAUAACAUUCAUAGCAUGAAGUAAAAAAAAAAUGAACAUGGCUUAUCUAAUUGUACUAAACUUGCUGUAAAAAAAUAAAUCAGCUGAUUCUGA
Haplochromis burtoni (Burton's mouthbrooder) is the source of this 3722-nucleotide messenger RNA. RefSeq names its product autophagy related 4B, cysteine peptidase (gene atg4b). Gene Ontology annotation, molecular function: protein-phosphatidylethanolamide deconjugating activity. The coding region runs from base 116 to 1300 and encodes 394 amino acids. The record is from RefSeq and is a predicted model, not a curated record. The transcript has 13 exons. Lineage: Eukaryota; Metazoa; Chordata; Actinopteri; Cichliformes; Cichlidae.